This is a messenger RNA of Athene cunicularia (burrowing owl), 3550 nucleotides long. RefSeq names its product receptor interacting serine/threonine kinase 4 (gene RIPK4). Lineage: Eukaryota; Metazoa; Chordata; Aves; Strigiformes; Strigidae. The record is from RefSeq and is a predicted model, not a curated record. Gene Ontology annotation, biological process: protein phosphorylation. Gene Ontology annotation, molecular function: protein kinase activity; ATP binding; protein binding. The transcript has 11 exons. The coding region runs from base 1 to 2610 and encodes 869 amino acids.
AUGCGACUCAAGAUGGGGAGAUUCAGUGUAAGCCUGAAGAGAAGAGAGUGUGACCCAGAAAGACGGAGGAGCCUCUCCCCAGGGACUUGGAGGGGAGAGCUCAAAGUGUCUUCUCUUUACCCUGGCUGGCCAGAAUGGAAAUGCAGUCUGGGGAAAAAGGGUGGCGAGCUCAAAGGGAACAACCUGGAAGCCUUUGUGGAUUUCUUACAGUUGGACGCUAUAGUACUGGAGGGGGAGGGGAAUGGAGCCAAGGUGCUUAGAGAAGAUAAUUCUGACUCUUUAAUCAUUUGGCCUGGGAAGAAGACCCUGGUUUCCCCUUUCCACCUCAAUGCCCAGCAUGUCCUCAUGGGCUCUUGCAGCCCGAAGGCUGUGCAUGAGGUGCAGAAGGAGGGCAUGUUAAAGCAAGCAGGUUGCUCCCUUAAAUGGGAGCGCAUGGAGUUAUUGGAAGAAGCCAGGAAGAUGGAAAUGGCAAAGUUUCGUUACAUACUUCCUGUUUACGGCAUCUGUAAAGAGCCGGUUGGCUUGGUCAUGGAAUACAUGGAAACGGGGUCUCUGGAAAAGCUCCUGGCUUCUGAACCCCUGCCCUGGGAAUUGCGCUUCCGCAUCAUCCACGAGACAGCUGUGGGGAUGAACUUCCUGCACUGCAUGUCCCCUCCGCUGCUCCACCUGGACCUCAAGCCUGCAAACAUCCUGCUUGAUGCCCACUACCAUGUCAAGAUUUCUGACUUUGGACUUGCAAAGUGCAAUGGCUUGUCUCAUUCCCAUGACAUCAGCAUGGACGGCUUGUGUGGCACAAUUGCAUAUCUUCCUCCAGAGCGCAUCAAAGAGAAAAACAGGUGUUUUGACACCAAACAUGAUGUAUACAGUUUUUCCAUUGUGGUUUGGGGAGUUCUUACACAGAAAAAGCCUUUUGCAGAGGAAAACAACAUUUUACAUAUUAUGGUAAAAGUAGUUAAAGGCCACCGCCCAGAGCUACCUGCUGUUUCCAAAUCCAGACCUCAUUCAUGUAAUAACUUGAUCAAACUGAUGCAAAAAUGUUGGCAGGAUGAUCCUGGUGAACGGCCAACAUUUCAAGAAAUCACUUCAGAAACAGAGGCCCUUUGUGAAAAACCAGAAGAUGAAACAAGAGAGAUGAUAACUCAGGACCUGGACACCAAGAAUUCCCCAGAGCAGCAGCCUGAGGGGCUGUCUGCAUUAUCCCAGCCAAAACAGGAGCCUGCUCUUCCAUCAGUUAAGGAUUACAGUCUCUCAGAGUUGUUGUCCCAGUUGGAUUCGGGGAUUUCACAGACCAUGGAAGGCCCUGAGGAUCUCAGCCGCAGCUCUUCUGAGUCCAAACUUGCCUCCAGCGACAAGCGGCUUUCAGGAGUUUCAUCUGUAGAUUCAGCUUUUUCAUCCAGGGGUUCCCUUUCCCUUUCCUUUGAAAGGGAGAGUUCAGAUAUUGGUACUACAGACAUACAGAAGAGGAAGCUAACAGAGGCCAUUUUGUCUGGAGAUACCAGCAAGCUGAUGAAGAUCCUCCAGCCUCAAGAUGUUGAUAUUGUCUUAGAUGGGAACUCCAGUCUUUUGCACUUGGCUGUUGAAGCUGGUCAAGAAGAAUGUGUCAAAUGGCUCCUCCUGUACAAUGCUAACCCUAACCUCACCAACAAGAAAGGAUCCACCCCUCUUCACAUAGCCAUUGAGAAGAAAGUUAAAAGCAUUGUGGAGCUGAUAAUGGCUAGGAAAAUCAAUGUUAAUGCCAAAGAUGAGGAUCAGUGGACUGCUCUUCACUUUGCUGCCCAAAACGGGGAUGAUUUCAGCACCAAAAUGCUGCUUGAUAAGAAUGCGUCUUUAAAUGAGGUGGAUUUUGAAGGCAGAGCCCCCAUCCACAUAGCCUGUCAGUACGGCCAAGAGAAUAUUGUGCGGAUCCUGUUGAGAAGAGGCGUUAAUGUGAACAUCAAAGGAAAGGAUGACUGGGUGCCACUGCACUAUGCUGCCUGGCAAGGUCAUCUCCCCAUCGUAAAGCUUCUGGCCAAACAGCGGGGUGCAAACGUGAACGUGCAGACCGUGGAUGGAAGGACCUCGCUGCACUUGGCUGCUCAACGAGGACACUACCGUGUCGCUCGCCUUCUCAUAGACCUGGAGUCGGAUGUUAACAUACAGAACACGCUCUUGCAGACUGCUCUCCACAUAGCAGCUGAAACUGGCCACACAAGCACAUCGAGGCUGCUCCUUAAACACGGUGUAGACAUUGAGGCAGCAACAGCAGAAGGAUACACUGCUCUGCACUUGGCAUCUCGCAGCGGCCAUUUAGCAACAACGAAGUUGCUGAUAGAUGAAAGGGCCAGUGUUCUAGCCAGAGGCCCUUUAAAUAGGACAGCGUUACAUCUUGCUGCAGAAAACGGGCACUCUGAAGUAGUAGAAGAACUUGUCAGUUCAGAAAAUAUCAAUGUUUCUGACAGUGAAGGAUUGACAGCUCUUCAUCUGGCUGCACGAGGAGGUCACACAAAAACAGUUGAGGUUCUUCUGAAGCAUGGGGCACACACUGACAAGCAAAGACUGACACGUCAGACCCUGCUACAGCUUGCUCAGCAGAGCAGUAAUAGCUCAGUUGCUGUGUUAAGUGAGACUUAAGCAAAAGGUACAGAACUGGCUACCUUUCUACCUGGUGCGAGAAGGCUGCCGGAGCUUGACCCUCCAGUUGUGCAGUGACCCGCUCAUCAGUGGUGUCAUCUGAUGGACUGAGGUACAGCCAGCAGAAGCUACUUGUGUUUGAGGGUGCGAGUGAGAGCACACAGGGACUAAGGCCAGCUGUAAGGCGAAGAGCUGGAGUCUGCCAUGCAGUGGCCUGUAUCAGUCAUUCUGCAUGUGCCUGCCUUGUCUGUAUAUUAACAUUCCCCUCCCAAAGGAUAUUGUGAUAGAAGGAUGCAACUUUGUGGGUUUCUCCCCUGCUUUUUUUUUUUUUUUGUGCCAAACUAAUUUAAGAACUAAGUCUGCUUUUUUAUUUUGCUAAAUAAAAAAAGUUGGCAUAGAUUCCUGGUUUACUGCAGUGAUCUGUAUUUUGGGCUGAAAGCCUCCAGUGUAAAAUAAACACAACACAACUCUGCUUGAAAUUAAUGCAAGAGAUGAGGAAAGGGAUAUUUAAGAUAUAGUUAAUCAUGUUUCAGUGUCAGAAGGUACUCUGUUUAAUGGAGAUUGAUUACAGCUUUCCAUGUACUCAAAAUUGAUGAGGCAGACUUACUAACAAGGCAGGAUCCCAAAAAUACAGUACCACCUUGUAUGUAUUACAAGAUCAGUAAGCUGAACAAAGUGUUUAGUGGUUUGUCUUAAAUGAAAAAGUCAAAAGCUAAAACUCAUACUGGACUGUAACUGGAUGGUAUAUUCUAACACCAUUAUACCAAUUUGUGAAACAAUGUUUGAGGGGGCUGAUGAUAGACUGAUAUACUGUGUAUAUAGUAUUUCUACCUGUUGUAUGCCUUUUUCUACUGAAGAAAAUAGAUUUCUUAGAGUGGGUAUGUUUUAAUACACCUUUUAAUUUCACUCUUUUCAAAGUUCAAAUGUGAUCUGUUAUUAA